GUUUAAAAGAAAUUCUUUCUGCUCAUGACUUCAUCAAGAACAGGUCAUCACAGACUAACUUGACUUCCUAUUUUUGACAAGGAUGUGACUAGUAGAUCAGAGGGAUGCUGUAGAUAUAGUUUACCCAAAACUCUCAUUUUCUUGUGGGCAAAAUGGAGAGAUGUGAAUUAUUACAAUAGUAUGUAGAGUGGGGCAUGGCAAUACCCUGCUAGUAUUCCUUACUGGUUUGAGGUCAUCUGGGAAGGAAGUUUCUAGUAGAGGGCCCCAGGGAUCUAUUUUUGGCUCUAGGUUGUUUAUUCUUCUUCUCCAUAACCUGGCUAAACACAAAAAUGGUGUAUAUAUCAAACUUUCAAAUGACCCAAAGGUGGAAAUGACAUAGUGAAAAUUUAAAAAGGUCUUAGCCGCCUAUAACAGUAGACCAACUCAAAAAAUAAGGAAUUUAAGAGAGCCAAGGGGCUUUGGUGUGGGCUAUUCCUGAGCUCCCUCCAACUGUCUACCAACUGUCAUUUCUAGAACUUUGUGGCUGAAGCUGCCAUUGAUUUCUCAUCUCCUGAACUCUUCUUAUUGGAACCAGGUUCUGUGGAUGCAGGAAAAAGCCAGCCACUUUUGUGAUUAAGGCAUGAGCUCCCCGUGGUUUCACUCAAUACUACUGAAUUCAGCUACUUUUCUAUUGGACUAAAUUGAAAGAAAAUUGUUUCUGGUUAUUUCUAGGCAAACACAAAUCCUUUAGAUUGUUAAUUGAGUGUUGUUUAUUGUUAUUUUGAGUGUAUAGCAUGCCUCCUAGCUUUUGCAAAAUAGAUGUUUUUGCUCCCCACAAAACUGAAAGGAAAAAAGACUACCUUGGGGCCUCAACCUAUGCUUGAGCAUAAUAAUAAAACCUGUUUUCUUUUAACCUAUAAUUUCUGCAUUGUAAAUAUGUAUCUGGCAAUAGUAACCCCACUACACAAAUUCAAAGAGGAGAUAUUUCCACCAUAACAGUAGGAGGGAUACAGAUUAUAAGGGACUUUAAAAAUAAACAGAGGAUUUUAUUUUUGAUAAGUAAAUUUGGUAGUAACAGGGAGGUACUGAAGCUUAUUGAAUGAGGGAGAGGGGAAAUGACCUGAGUCAGUAAAUAAACAUUUACUAAGAAUCUACUGUGUGCCAGGCACUGGGCUAAACUUUGUGGAUACCUGCCUUCAAGGAGCUUACAAUCUAAUGGAAGAGAUAACAAACACUUAAAGAGGUACAGAUAAGCUCUACUGAAGAUAGAUAGGAGAUAAGAGAAGAAAAGCACUACCAGAAUUAAGAGAAAUUCAGACGGGGUUCCUGUAUAAGGUGGGAUUUUAGUUGUGACUUAGAGGAAGCCCAGGACAUCAGUAGGUGAGGAUGAAACAGGCAUGGCAGACAGCCAGAGAGAAUGCCCAGAGCUGAAAGAUGGAGUAUCUUGUUCAUGGAACAAUCAAAAAGCCAGUUUCACUGGUUAGAAGAAUAUGUGAUGGGGGAGUAAGGUGUAAGAAGACUGGAGCGUUAUAAAGGACUUUGAAUGCCAAAAAGAACAUUUUGUAUUUGAUCCUGGAGGCUAAAGGAAGCCACUGGAGUUUUAUCUAGUAGGGAGGUGACAUGACCCUACCUGCAGGUUAGAAAAAUCACUUUGAUGUCUGAAUAAAGGAUGGAUCAAAGUGGGGAGAGCCUGGAGGCAGACAUACCUGACUGGCAGACUGUUGCAAUAAUGGAGGCAAAAGUGAUGAGAGCCUGCAUGAUGGUGGUAGCUUGCCAGAGGUGAGAAGGUGGUAUAAUUGAGAGAUGUUACAUGGGUGAGAUGGAUAGGCCUUGGCAAUAGCUUAGACAUGAGGGAAUGAGAGAGUGAGGAAUUCAGGAUGACUCUGGUUGUGAACCUAAGGAACUGGGAACACGGUGUUACCCUUUAUAGUCACAGGGAAGGUAGGAGAGGAGGUUUAGGGGGAAAGAUAACAUGAAUUUUGUUUUGGAUGUAUUAAAUUUAAGAUGUUUUCUGGACAUCCAUUGUGAGAUGUGUGAAAGGUAUUUGGGGGUACAAGAUUAGAGGACAACAGAGAGGUUAGGGUAGGAGAGGUAGAUCUGAAAAUCAUAGAUUUGAGGCUUGUGUUGCAACACAAGAGUCAACACUUAAAGAGUCUUCAUUAAAGAUCCAUUUUUUUUCUCUUUGUAUGAUUAUACUUGCUGGGUAGGUAGACUGAGUAAUGACUUGGCAAGUCACUUAAUUUCUUUUGGUUCAGAUUCCUUACCUAUAAAAUGGGGAUAAUAAUAGCAUCUACCUCCAUGGUUGUUAGGAUAAAAUGAGAGAAUAAUUAUCAAGCCCUUAGUACAGUUUGGCACAUAGUAAAUACUAUGUAAAUAUUAGCUAUUAUUAUUGUUACUUUGUCCUCACAUUCUAAAAGAGAUGGGUAAUUUUCUUCUUUUUUUAACCUUUACCUUCUGUGUUAGAAUUAAUACUGUGUAUUGAUUCUAAGGUACAAGAGUGGUAAAGGGCUGGGCAAUGGGGAUUAAAUGACUUACCCAGAGUCACAUAGCUAGGAAGUGUCUGAGGUCAGAUUUGAACCCAGGACUUCCUCUCUCUAGGCCUGGCUCUUUAUCCGUUGAGCCACCUACCUGCCCCCUGGGAAGUUUUCUUUUAUAUUUUCUUGAAAUACGUAUGAAGUCUAGGUCCUUUUUUGUUCUUGGCUCUCAGAUAGCUUAGGGAUUCUCAAAUUCUCUCUCCUUGAUUUGUUUUUCAGGUCAGUUGUUUUUCCCUAUGAGAUAUUUCAUAUAUUCUUUUAUUUUUCCAGACUUUUGACUUUGAUGUCUCAUGGAGUAAUUAACUUGCAGUUGACCAGUUGUAACUUUCAAGUAGUUAUUUACUUUAAUAAGGUUUUAUAUCUCUAUCACCAAGUCAUUAAUUCUCUUUUUAUAGCUUUCUGCAAUAGCUCUCAUCUAGUUUUAAAAAUCUUUUCUGCUCUUUAAAAACAAAACAAAACGCUUUACCUCUUCUGGGAAUUCUCAUUGGGCCUGGAUCUGGUAAACAUUUUUCUUCGAGUAUUUGCUUGUAGAUGUUUUCAAGUCAUUUUCUUAUUUUGUGUUUAUGUCUUGAACUUUCCUGGCACCAUCGUUGCUCUUUAUGAUCAGGUUCUUGUUUGUUUUUUCAUUCUCUUCCAGCUAGCUUUUUGACUUUGGACAUUAUGUUAGUGCUAAGAUCUGAUCAAAUUUGGGGAGGAUGUCCAGCCCUGUAUUCUGCCAGUUUACAUCCUUUCAUUCCAUCUAUACCUCAUUCUGAAGGCCUGCAAAUUUUCCAUGUUUCCAAAGUGGUGUGAUUUGAGGAUCUGUUCACUUGGUCUGAGCUAUGUGAGUUCCUGACCAGGUUUGGCUCAGUCGGCUUAUGCAUGGUUGAGUGUCAAUAGACUCUUACUGGACUCACUGUUGGCUUGGUAGAGGUUUUGCAGGAUCAUAGUGCUGACUUCCCUUUGGUCUGGACCUACUGUCCUGGUUAUUCCACAUAUAUAUAUAUGUACUGAGUCUGUGAUCUAGAGCUGGGUAAUGGGUGACAGCUGCUGGAUGAUACCUGUUCCUAUACCCAGUGCUAGAUCAAGGAUCCUUUGAGAUCUCUUUCUGCCAUGGUGCUUUGUCUCAGCCCUGCUCUUCUUUCUCUUCUUGGGCUCCAGGAUGCUCUCCACAGCUGCCUCCAUCUAUACCACUACAUAGUCCUCAUUGCCCCUUGUCCACAGACCUCUCUGUCAUUCUCCCUAAGCUGCCUUACACUGGAAAAAUGACUCACUUCAACUUUCUCCCAGCCUUCCUGAGCAGAAUUCAUACUACUGUAUUUUGUGGGUCUCUGUGGUGGGGGUAUGUCAGGCAAGUUAUGAAAUAUGCUUCCUCCACUCUGCCACCUUGACUCCUACCAGCAUGUUUUGGGUAGGCUAAGGAGCCCAUUUCAGAAUGAUUUUUUUAAAUGUAUAAAAUACAUAAGAUUAAAAAGGAAACCAAUUAUGUUGAAAUAGUUAUCAAAAUGUUAAAACAACAAAGUAAAUUCUUGAGCACCAAGUUAAGACCCCCUCCCCAUUUUAGAGAGUUUUCUGGAACACUGUGUUGUCCAGUCACACAACCAUUGUCCUCCUGGCACUAAUAUCAGGACAUUCUCUAUUCUAUCACCCUGGUUCUCUGUGUUCUAGAGCCAGGUAGCCUUGGUAGAGAAAGUUCCUCCCAGAGAUGCCAUUCUUAAUAAGUUUUCUAAUUAAAUCACAAGUCUGGCUAAAAAAAAAAUUCCUUAGGUUUUUUUAUGCUCAUCUACAAACAUAAAUUGAUAAUGACUGGAGGGUCCUCAAUGAAGAUCACACUCAUGAGAUUACAGAUACAUCCAAUUAUCUAAGUGAAUGGCGUACCAACCUCCUCAUUAUGUGGUCCAGGUAUCAGACAGCGCUGAUGAAUUAAAAACAAAUGCGGACAUCAUUAAUCCAUUUGAUGACGUGACCAUCCGUAGAGCUUUCAUCGGAAAAGUAUACUCCAUCUUGACAUUUCAGUUGGUGACAACUUUGGGAUUAAUCUUCUUGUUUGUUUUCUGCACACCUCUAAAAACUUGGGUGCUCCUGAAUUCCUGGUUCACUAUUGCUCUCUUCCCUUCACUUCUUAUCCUAAUCCUUAUGCUGGCUUGCUGUGAAGGUCCCCGUCGUAAAGUGCCACAUAAUUUCUUUUUACUGUUCCUUUUUACUCUUGUGCAAGGGACGCUUCUGGGAGCCGUAUCUGUUUACUAUCAUGCCAACGAAGUGAUGUGGUCAAUAGGAGGAACAGCCCUGGUGACUUUGGUUUUCACCUUGUUUGCGUUUCAGACAAAAAUUGAUUUUACCUACUUCUCUCCAUCUGGCUUGUCUUGCUUACUCUUGUUAAUGAUCUAUGGCCUGAUUUGUUUGUUCCUGCGUUCAUAUUGGCUAAAUUUAAUAUAUGCCUCACUUGGAACGCUGUUAUUUUCAGUGUACCUGGUGGUGAACACACAUUUAAUGCUGGGGAGGAGCCGGCAGUAUUCCUUGAAUCCUGAAGAAUACGUCUUUGCUGCUCUGAAUCUCUACUUGGACAUCGUCAAUAUUUUCAUUUUUUUCCUCCACUUAAUUGCCUCGUUAACGUGGCCCCAUCCUUCGCGGUGAAGAGAGGAGCCUCGCUGGGUCGGAAAGGCGUGGUGUGCCCGGCCUGCCAGCCCCAGUCGGUGCCUCCCCCCCUUUCCUAAGGUCUCCCCUUAGUUGAGAUUUUGGCAAACGAAGGAACCCAGCCGCGAAGAGGAUGCAGCGAAGCUAUUUUUCCUUUCCCGGUCAGGUGACCCAACAUUCUUGGGUAACAAGAAUGGGCUGCUCUUUGGAAUUAUUUUGUUAAUCACAGAUGUGUGCCGUCUUCACUCCACACACGCUCUUAAGAGGGAAAUGUUAGUGUCGGCGCACCGCGAUCCUGGCUGAGAGCGCUUUUCAGAAGGCCCCACAAGGAAGCGGUUACAAAAAUGCCUUUAGAAGGUGAUCACUUCCCAGUUACUCCUCAGAGGCGCCCCGGAGGCCGCUUGGUUCUUUCUGUAGGUUCUGACAGCGGCUGUAAAGAACUGCUGAAUAAUAAAGUCAUUCCCCAAACCUUCA
Monodelphis domestica (gray short-tailed opossum) is the source of this 5600-nucleotide messenger RNA. It is a transcript of the gene TMBIM7P, whose product is annotated as protein lifeguard 2. Gene Ontology annotation, cellular component: membrane. The record is from RefSeq and is a predicted model, not a curated record. Lineage: Eukaryota; Metazoa; Chordata; Mammalia; Didelphimorphia; Didelphidae.